This is a messenger RNA of Penicillium samsonianum, 1491 nucleotides long. Its product is annotated as major facilitator superfamily protein. The transcript has 4 exons. Gene Ontology annotation, cellular component: membrane. Gene Ontology annotation, molecular function: transmembrane transporter activity. The coding region runs from base 1 to 1491 and encodes 496 amino acids. The record is from RefSeq and is a predicted model, not a curated record. Gene Ontology annotation, biological process: transmembrane transport. Lineage: Eukaryota; Fungi; Ascomycota; Eurotiomycetes; Eurotiales; Aspergillaceae.
AUGAAGGAUCAAAUCUCAUCGGAACAUGUGGCUGAGGUUGAGACAGACUCUCCAAUUAAUACUGAGAAGGUUUCAGUCUUGAAUGACGAGAAUGUCGCGCUUGAGACUCGCAUCCGGCACAAGUUUGACAGGCGCAUUUUGGUGCUGGGAACCCUGAUUUACCUCUUUGCUCAGAUUGAUCGAUCAAAUAUGAGCAACGCCGUGGUUCUUGGAAUGGGGAAUGACAUUGGCCUUCGCGGAAAUCAAUUCAAUAUCAGUCUUACACUCUUUUUCCUUACUUACAUUCUGUUUGAAAUGUAUGGGCUGCCCCAAAUUUCCCAUAGUGGCUUUUCAGCUCGCGGACCGCGGAUCUGGCUAAGCACCAUCACAUUUGGAUUCGGGUUGGUCACUCUCUGCACUGCAUUUAUCGAAAAUUACCACGGCCUGGUGGUAUGUCGUUUGCUGCUGGGUGUAUGUGAGUCUGGGGUGCAGCCCGGCAUUGUUUACGCAUAUUCUCAGUUCUACCGGCGCCAUGAGAUGGCUAGUCGUCUAGGGAUCAAAGCCGCUGGUGCUUCAAUUGCUGGAGCAUUUGGUGGGCUCCUGGGCAGUGGUCUAGGCAGAAUUCCUCAGCAUGGGAUCUUGAAAAGUUGGAGGUGGAUUUUCCUAAUUGAGGGACUCCUGACUCUAGUUCUCGCGGUUGUCGUUUUCGCGCUGAUGCCUGGUGACGUGGAGACGUCAAAAUUCCUCAAUAACGACGAACGUGAAGUCGCUAGCAGGAGAAUAGCUCAGGAAAAUAUGACGACAGGCGAAGAGAGGAUGGAUCUCGCUACAUUCAAGAAAGCACUCUGGAAUCCAAAUACCCAGAUGACUGGACUAGCGCUGAUUAUGUCACUUCUGUCCUUGACUUCGCUCUCGUUAUUUAUGCCUACCUUACUCAAAUCUGGCAUGGGGUAUAGCCCAACAAAUGCCCAGCUUUUCUCAGUCCCUCCAUAUGUCGCCGCAGCGAUCGCCUGCGUUAUUGGCUCAUUCCUAGCAGAUCGGCUACACACCCGCGGAUACAUACUCCUGACUUUUACUCCCCUCACCAUCACCGGAUUCGUCAUCCUAGCCACGGUCAAACAGGCCGGCGUGCGAUACUUUGCCCUAUUCAUAGCCACCACUGGCGCAUUUACCUGCUCCCCCAUUUUCCUGGCAUGGGUUAGCGGCAACUCUGCAGGUCCUGCUGUCCGCGCAAUUGUCACUGCGUAUGCCGUGGGAAUCGCGAACGUCGGAUCCAUCAUUGCCACAUGGACUUACCUCCCUGGUGAAGCGCCUUAUUAUAGAAUGGGACACUGGAUAAAUUGUGGAGCUGCAUGUAUUCUGUUUCUUGCGGUGGGAUGCAAUAUGGUCUAUCUUAAGAUGGAAAACCGAAUGAGGAUGGCGGGUAAAAGGGAUCAUAGAUUGGCAGGGGCGACUGAGGGGGAAAUUGGCAGAUUGGGGCAUUAUCAUCCGGAGUUUCGAUAUACGCCGUAA